Messenger RNA from Prosopis cineraria, 2475 nucleotides. Its product is annotated as MAR-binding filament-like protein 1-1. The transcript has 4 exons. Gene Ontology annotation, biological process: mitotic chromosome condensation. The record is from RefSeq and is a predicted model, not a curated record. The coding region runs from base 122 to 2287 and encodes 721 amino acids. Gene Ontology annotation, cellular component: chromatin; condensin complex; condensed chromosome. Gene Ontology annotation, molecular function: chromatin binding. NCBI's taxonomy places the organism in Eukaryota, Viridiplantae, Streptophyta, Magnoliopsida, Fabales, Fabaceae.
UUUUUCUGGCACAAAGGCAUUUCAACUUUGGGUGAUAAUGGAAGCGUCAAGCAAAAAUUGAGAAGACAGGACGGAAGAGAGAGCUGGCUCACUCCAUUCUCUAAAGAGAAUAUCGAACGAGAUGGGCUUCGUGGCGGGAAGCUCUUGCUUCUUACAUUCUUCGCUAUAUCAAUUUCCCUUGCCUUCGUCUUCUUCCUCGUCUCAAUCUUAUUCUUGGGCAAGAAAUGCACACGCUAAGAAAAGGUUCAGAGCUCCAAUGGCGUGUUUGCGUCAAGAAAGUCCAAAUGAGAGCGGGUUUUGCAAUAAGAGGACAGUUAUCUUCAUGGGUAUCGCGGUUCUUCCAUUGCUGGGAUUCAAAGCCAGAGCUAUUGAAGGGCUGGUCACAAAAGAAAGUGAAGCGAAGACACCAGAGGACAGCCAAAAAGCAGAGACAGCGCAGCAAAGUGACAGACCACCAAAUCCCUUUUUGUCUUUCCUGAAUGCAUUUGGAAUAAUUUCUUCUGGUGUUUUGGGCGCUCUCUAUGCGUUGGCUCAGCAAGAAAGCGCCAGUGCUCGCUCAACAGUAGAGACGAUGAACAGAAAACUAAAGGAUAAGGAAGAGCUGAUUGUAUCCUUGAAAAAGGACUAUGAUUUGAAGUUACAGAAUGAGCAGCAGGAACGAUCCAAGCAGCUUGGUAAAGCAAAGGAAGAGCAGCAAGCUUUGAUGAAUGAAAUAAAUUUAGCAAACAACACUGCCGCUCGCUUAGGCAAGGAAUUGAAAAAUGAGAAAAGUCUAGUUGAAGAGCUGAAACUCCAAAUAGAAAACCUUAGAACUGAGCUUUCAAAAACUGAUGCAGACAAGGAAGGCCUUGAAAAAGGUUUGCAAGAAAAGAUAGAUUCUAUUGAAAUCUUACAAGAGAGGAUUAAUCUGCUGAGUUCAGAGCUCAAGGAGAAAGAAGAUGUUGCUCAGAAUCUCAGUUCAUCGCUUGCAGAAAAGGAGUUGGAAUUGACGAAUUUGAAUUCUGCCUAUAAUCAAACCAAGGAUGACGUAUCCUGUCUUCAUUUGCAAAUUCAAGGGUUGAAAGAUGAACUACAGAAGCGUCAAGAGGGUCUCGAAGCCAAAGAUUCUUUGGUGAAUGAACUCAAUGCUAAAAUAAGUUCAUUGACUCUUGCGAUGGAUGAUUCUAGGAAAAAAUUUAGUGUCCUGGAGGAAGAAUACAAUGGCCUUAAGUUGAAUGCUGAAAAGAAGGCUGCUUUAGAUGCUAAGAUUUUAAGGGAAACAGAAGGAGAGCUUCAUCAACUAAAUGAAAACCUACAACUUGCGCUUAAUGAAGCAAAGAAAAACCAAGCUAUAAUUUCUGAUUUGACCCAAGAAAGGGAUAGUUUAGAUGAGUCUCUCAAGAAGGAAUCACAAACGGUGAGUAAUUUGAAGCGUGAACUGCAAAUCACACAGGAGAAUCUUGGAAAAUCAAGGAAUGAGGCUGCUGAAUUGGAAAAACGUUUAAAAGAGUCCAGUGUACUGAACUCUGAGCUGAAGGUUGAGGUCUCUGAGCUUUCAGCUCAGCUCAUUGAAGUUAAAAGGUCAGUACAGAAGAGCCUUGAUGAUGCCAAACUCGGUGCAGAAACACUAGCCGGUGAGCUUAGGACAGCGAAUGAACAUCUACAGGAAAGACAGCUUGAGUUGCAAAGUAAGACCAAUGAACUUACAACUGCUCUUGAAAGCUGUGAUAGCUUACAGAGAGAGUUGGUUGAUGUCUACAAAAAGGCUGAAACUGCAGCAGAGAACUUGAAAGAAGAGAGAAAAUUAGUCACUUCUUUAAAUGCUAACCUACAAUCUUUGGAGCAGCAAGUCACAAAGAACAAAGAGGUUCAAAGAUCACUUGAGCAGGACCUAGAGGAGGCGACGAAAUCACUCGAUGAAAUGAACCGAAAUGCACUGAUCCUUUCCGGUGAAUAUGAGAAGGCAAAAUCUCUUAUUUCAAGCCUUGAAAAUGAGAAAGAGGUGCUUCAAAAGUCCCUUGCAGAGCAGAGAAUUGCACAAAAAGAAGCCCAAGAGAACACUGAAGAUGCUCAUGUCAUCAUCAUGCGACUUGGGAAGGAGAGAGAGACCUUAGAGAACAGGAGCAAGAAACUUGAGGAGGAAUUGGCUUCAGCCAAGGGUGAGAUAUUGCGGUUAAGGAAUCAAAUAAAUUCUUCAAAAGUUAUUGUUAAUGAUGAGCCAGUGGAGAAUAAUAAGAGUGAAAACAAGGACAACGUCACUGUAAAUGCACGAAAGAAUUUGAGGAGAAGAAGGGCUAAUCCGCAGUGAUAUAAGGAAUCUAAGUAGCCGUAAUCCCCCCCCCCCCAAAAAAAAAAAAAAAUUGCAGGGCAGACUCAUGAUGUAAUAUUUUCCCUUGAGAAGCCGGUUAAUGUUGCACUCAAGUCAAUUCCCUUGGGGGUAUAUUACAAUGCAUUCCCUAUAAUCAUCCAAAAUAAAUUUUCUCCCUUUAGUUUGAA